GUAGUUUUUUCUCAAGAGAAUCUGGACGUAAACAGCCUCAUUCAUCAUCCACCACCUUCACCGCGUGAGAGCAGAACGAGCCCCCCGCCCCCGCCCGCAGCCCCGCAGAAAGGGAAAGCCCGGAGGAGAAGUAAAGAGCAAACCGCCGGUCCACACAGCACAGAGGCGGGACCCACCGCGCGCCUGCACAUUGACGCCCACCACGCAAGCCCGUGGCUCCGCUCACCCCGGCUUGCCCACACCGCAGGCUGCUCGCGGGCCAGCCCAGCCCCAACGGUUUUGCCCGCGGAGGCGGCCCGGCCGCCCGCCUGCCUGCCUUUCCCAGCUCCAGCCUUCCCCCGCUCUCCCGAACGGCAACCAGCGUCGCUCGGUGGAUAAAUAAUAUCUGAGGUAAAUUUCACAUGGUUAGUUUGUUCAUUUUUUAUAUGGAAUGGCAGAUGCAGCCGUAUCCAGUGCUUCAGAGGAGGGAACCUUGGCCUUGUUUACUCACAUGCUGAAAAACUGGAUUGGUUUUGAUUACCUGGAAGAAUAUCUGAGCUACAAGUGGCUACUACUGGCUGUCAUAUUACUUUAUGCCAUAUAUCCUAUCAUAUUUUUUACUGCUUUUAUUAUCUCACUUCUGCUCAAUAUUUGGAAGAAAAAGAAUAACUUACCAGAGGACACAUUCGACAAAUCGUGGGAUCUACCAAAGCAAGUGGCUGCACACUUUGUGGAAGCAGUUGGAAGGAUAUUGCAUGGUUAUGAGGUUAUUGGCAUGGAAAAUCUACCAGAAGGACCUGGGAUUAUUAUUUAUUACCAUGGAGCUAUUGUUGUAGACUACCUAUUGUUGGUAGCUCAGAUAUAUAUACAGACAGGAAAAUCCACCUGUUCUGUAGUUCAUCACCUGACCGCUCAAAUGCCAGGAAUACAGCUGCUUCUUAAAAUGAUUGGCUGCAAAAAUGCCAACCGAGAUGAAUGUGUGCAAAUUCUGAAGGAAGGUCAUUUACUGGGGAUUGCCCCUGGAGGAAUUAGAGAAUCAAACUUUAGUGAUGAAUACUACAGUCUCAUGUGGGGUAACCGUGUAGGUUUUGCAAAGGUGGCAUUAGAAGCCAAAGUGCCCAUCAUCCCUAUAUUUACAGAAAAUCUUCGAGAAAGCUACAGAACACUUGGAAAGAUAUGGCUGACAAAAUGGGUAUGUGAUCAUAUUGGAGUUGUAAUCCUUCCCAUAUAUGGAGGGUUUCCAGUCAAAUUACGCACACACAUUGGAGAACCCAUCACAUAUGAUCCCAAUAUAACUGCUACAGAGCUGGCUCAAAAAGUGAACAAAAGUUGCAAUAGAAAAUCUUCGGGACAAAUACCAAGAAAGACCAGGAAAUAUUCUAAGAGCUCUACUGGAGCGUUUUGAGAAAUGUCAUAAAGACAACUAGUCUUUAUAUAUGUUUUGAAUACAUCUUUCAUAUCUCAUAUAGUGCUAAUGUGCUUGCAGUAAGAAACAUUUGGAAAUAUACAAUGUUUAAAUGUU
Messenger RNA from Sphaerodactylus townsendi, 1501 nucleotides. Its product is annotated as transmembrane protein 68-like. The record is from RefSeq and is a predicted model, not a curated record. Bases 431 to 1384 code for a protein of 317 amino acids. Gene Ontology annotation, molecular function: acyltransferase activity. The transcript has 7 exons. Gene Ontology annotation, cellular component: membrane. Lineage: Eukaryota; Metazoa; Chordata; Lepidosauria; Squamata; Sphaerodactylidae.